Betta splendens (Siamese fighting fish) is the source of this 1624-nucleotide messenger RNA. Its product is annotated as heparan sulfate glucosamine 3-O-sulfotransferase 2-like. The transcript is spliced from 2 exons. Bases 1 to 1125 code for a protein of 374 amino acids. The record is from RefSeq and is a predicted model, not a curated record. NCBI's taxonomy places the organism in Eukaryota, Metazoa, Chordata, Actinopteri, Anabantiformes, Osphronemidae. Gene Ontology annotation, molecular function: [heparan sulfate]-glucosamine 3-sulfotransferase activity.
AUGGCAUGCGUGCUCCUCUUCAACCGACUUCUCCCCUUCUCACACCGGCUCACAAGAACAUCCAUCGGCGUAUUAUCGCUUCUCCUCUCAUAUCUGUGCUACUGCGCGCUGUUCCCCGCCGGCACCGUCAUGCAGAAGUCAGGUGAUGUGACGCCCGGCUGUCGGCGGGACGCGGCCGAUGGAGCCAAAAGACGCCCGGAGAAAGCCGCCUCGUGCGCUCCGACGGCGGCGGACGCGCGAGCGAGCGGCGCGCACGCGUCGCGCCCGAGGAGCGACCGAAGACCCCCCUCGACCGCGCGCGCGGCCAGGAGCGACACGCCCAGCCCCCCGGUGGGCUCCUUGAAGUUUGGGAAUAAAAAGUUGCCGAACGCCAUCAUCGUUGGCGUGAAGAAGGGCGGAACCAGGGCGGUGCUGGAGUUCAUACGGAUCCACCCGGACGUGCGCGCGGCUGGGACCGAGACGCACUUCUUCGACCGGAACUACGACAGGGGCCUGGAGUGGUACAGGGGUUUAAUGCCAAGGACUCUGGAAAGCCAGAUCACCAUGGAGAAGACGCCAAGCUACUUUGUGACUAAAGAGACGCCGCGCCGCAUCUCCGCCAUGUCCCGGGACACCAAGCUCAUCGUGGUGGUGCGGGACCCCGUCACCCGGGCGAUUUCCGAUUACACGCAGACUUUAACUAAAAGCCCCGACCUGCCGAGCUUCCAGGAGCUGGCCUUCAGGAACCAGAGCGCCGGCGCCGUGGACGCGUCGUGGAACGCCAUCCGGAUCGGACUGUACGCCCUGCACCUGGAAAACUGGCUGCACUACUUCCCGCUGUCCCAGAUCCACUUCGUGAGCGGGGAGCGGCUCAUCACCGACCCGGCGGGCGAGCUGGCGCGCGUGCAGGACUUCCUCGGGCUGAAGCGCAUUGUCACCGAUAAACACUUCUACUUCAACCGCACCAAGGGCUUCCCUUGCCUUAAGAAGCCCGAGAGCAGUGGAUCGCCCCGCUGUCUAGGCAAGUCCAAAGGCCGGACUCACGUGCAAAUAGACCGAGAUGCUAUUGAGCAGCUGAGAGACUUCUAUAGACCUUAUAACGUCAAGUUUUACGAAAUGGUAGGCCAUGAUUUCAAAUGGGAGUAGAGGUUUAGGACGUUUUUAAAGAAUUUGAAGAAUGACUUAUGAGAUCCAUCACUCUGUCUUUGGAGUGACGCUAACAAACAGAGCUCAACCUAAGAUGGCGUAGGUUUGGUUUGCCUUUGUCCGUGCAGGAACGUACAGCAAUCGAGUCUCCGGGCUCGUUCUCAUAUAUUAUUGCUGACUAGAUCCCCCUUUUGCUGACUGGUUGAGAAAAGAGGUGAAGUUCCAGGGAAUUGGAUUAGUUCCUCUUAAAACCUGCUUCACUAAUCAAAGGAGGGUUUGAAAGCAAGACCUUGGUAAAUGUCAGUGAAGUCUUCAGGGAGAGCAGGAAUUAAGCUGCAGCACUGUGGUGGCAAAUCCGCAACGUAAAGCCAUACUGUGAGUAGGAGGCGUCCAGCGUUCGCGUUGGUCUCAUCAGUUUCCAGAGUUCAUCCUGCAGCGCGUGGAGCAGAUAAGACGCCUUACGCACGAUCCCCGUCAUUAAACCAGACACAAGCACGAA